AUGGCCAACACACUUCUGAUCGAAGGCUCAUUCGAGGAGCUGAGCGAGGAGCUCGCCGUCUACAUCGAUGGCCUCAGCCAGUCGUCGCUGCAGUCAGAGAUUGCGCCGCUGUUGAAGGAGGGCAACAAGGUCGAUGCGCUCAAGAAGAUUGUCACCGCCAGCAGCGCCUUGAACAGCGCUCCUGAGAGAGAAUUCGUCGCCGCAUACAACCUCCUCGUGCACCUGGUACACCAGUCCGGAAGCCCCGACAUUUUCCUGCCCAAACUCUGCCAGAACGUCUCUGCUCCCAUCACCUCUUCACCCUACAACGGCACCGGCCUCGCCCUCAAUGUUCUUUCUACAAUUUUCAACACCCUCUCGCCCGAGCAAGACAGCCGAUACCAUGUUCUCCUUGCCAUCCUCAAGAUCGUGCGCAACAACAGCACUUUCGACCAACUGACCCCUCAACUCGCUCAGUUGGAGCAAUGGCUGCAGGACUGGGAUAUGGAUGCCGCAGACCAGCGUAAACUCUACCUUGCCGUUGCCGACGUAGCCACCGAAGCCAGCGAAGACGAACAAGCAUACCAAUACCUGCUCAAAGCCCUGCGCACUGCCCAAUCCUCCUCCGAUGCCUCGUCAGAGGACGCCAAAGCUCUGUCUAUCCGCGCGCUCAAGCAAGCCCUUGCCUCGCCUUCCCACUUUGACUUCCACGACCUGACGCAAUUGGACUCGAUUCAAGCUCUGCGCACCUCCGAGCCCGUCUGGUUCGAACUCCUCGAAAUCUUCAACGCCCAGCAACUCGACGAUUUCCGCGACUUCAACGAGGCCAACAGCGACUUUAUCGCCAAGGCUGACAUGGACGUCACCGCCCUCGAGCGCAAGAUGCGUCUGCUGACUCUCGCCUCCCUCGCCGCCAGUGCCUCGCAAUCCCGUACCUUGCCCUACAGCACCAUCACCUCUGCGCUUCAAAUCCCCUCCGAAGACGUCGAAAUGUGGGCCAUCGAUGCCGUCCGCGUGGGUCUCGUCGAGGGAAAACUCUCGCAACAGGAAAAGACCUUCUUGAUCCACCGUACCACCUACCGCGUCUUUGGCGAGAACCAGUGGCGCGAAGUUGCCAGCCGUCUUGACAUGUGGAGAUCCUCCCUGCAGGGUGUUCUCAAGGUCAUUCGCCAGGAAAAGGAAAACUACAUCCGUGAUCGUGAGGCCGAGUUGAGAGAUGCCGAGAACCGUGACAAGGGCAAUGGUUACAGACCCAACAAGCAGUACAGAAAUGCUGUCGAGGUUGAGUAA
Aureobasidium melanogenum CBS 110374 is the source of this 1269-nucleotide messenger RNA. Its product is annotated as eukaryotic translation initiation factor 3 subunit M. Gene Ontology annotation, biological process: cytoplasmic translational initiation. The transcript is spliced from 2 exons. Gene Ontology annotation, cellular component: eukaryotic translation initiation factor 3 complex; cytoplasm. Gene Ontology annotation, molecular function: translation initiation factor activity. Bases 1 to 1269 code for a protein of 422 amino acids. The record is from RefSeq and is a predicted model, not a curated record. NCBI's taxonomy places the organism in Eukaryota, Fungi, Ascomycota, Dothideomycetes, Dothideales, Saccotheciaceae.